This is a messenger RNA of Cordyceps fumosorosea ARSEF 2679, 1830 nucleotides long. RefSeq names its product Major facilitator superfamily domain, general substrate transporter. Gene Ontology annotation, biological process: transmembrane transport. Gene Ontology annotation, molecular function: transmembrane transporter activity. The transcript has 3 exons. Lineage: Eukaryota; Fungi; Ascomycota; Sordariomycetes; Hypocreales; Cordycipitaceae. The coding region runs from base 1 to 1830 and encodes 609 amino acids. The record is from RefSeq and is a predicted model, not a curated record.
AUGACGCCGCCUCACGAUCCCGAAAAGGCCUUUGCGCCGCCACCGGCCUCCAGCUCGACGACUGGCGGCUCAUCGUCCUCCUCGCCGCCGUCCGACACCGAUUCCCCCGAGUUCGAGGCCAUCAAGAACCACCACCACAGCCAGCCUCGGUCCCUUCGCAGCCGGAACUCGGCCGAGACCCAGCGCCUCGACAACGAGGACCUCUACGAGACUCUCGAGCGCGCCGUCACCGUCGAUCUCGAGACGGACGAGGAGCGCCGCGGGCGCGUGACGCACACCUUUAGCCACGCCAGCAGCGUCGCCUCGCGCCCACCCGAGUUCGAGGUGCUCUUCGACGAGGGCGACCCCGAGAACCCCAAGAACUGGCCGCUCUGGUACCGCGGCUGGGUCGUCUUCGUCGCCUCCAUCGGCACCUGGGGCACCACCCUCUACAGUAGCAGCUACACGGCGUCCACCCCGGGUCUGGCCGCCGAGUUUGGCGCAUCGACGACGAUUGUCACACUCGGCCUCACCACGUACCUCCUCGGCCUGGCCGUCGGCACCCUCAUCGUGGCGCCGCUUAGUGAGCUCUACGGCCGCCGCAACGUGUACCUCGUGUGCAUCGCCGGCUGGUCGCUGCUCAUCAUCCCGUCCGGAGUUGCGCACUCAUUGACAGCCAUCAUUGUCGUCAGGUUUUUUUGUGCCCUGUUUGGCUCCGUCAUGGUCGGGAAUGCGCCGGGCACAAUUGUCGACAUCUCGCACCCCGACUACCUGGCGCGCACAAUGUCGCUCUUCAGCUUGGCCCCGAUGAACGGGCCCGUCACCGGCCCCAUCAUCGGCGGCUUCGUCUUCCAGUAUCUCGGCUGGCGCUGGGCCAACUGGGUCAUCCUCAUCCUCGGCGGUGCCACCUUUUUCAUGAUGCUCACCGUCAAGGAGACGUAUGCGCCGGCCGUCCUUCGCAAAAAGGCCGCGCGUCUGCGCAAGGAGAACGAUGACCCUCGAUACUGGUGUCAAUAUGACUAUAAGCUGUCGACGCUGCACCUGUUAAAGAUCAAUCUAAGUCGGCCGUUUAUUCUUGCCGCGACAGAACCGAUCUUGUGGUUCAUGAACGUUUGGAUCUCCAUCGUCUAUGCGGUCUUGUACCUUUGCUUCGUCGCCUACCCCGUCGUCUUCUCGCAGCACCGAGGCUGGUCCGCUGGCACCACCGGCCUGUCCUUCAUCGGCAUCGGCAUCGGCACACUUACCUCGCUCUGCGGCGAGCCCAUCUUCCGACGAAUCAUCAACCGGCAACCGCGCGACCCAGAAACCGGCAAGGUUCUUCCCGAGGCGCAGGCUAUCGUCAUGGCCGCGGGAUCCAUCGCGGCGAGCAUCGGCCAAAUGGGCUUCUCGUGGACGUGCCUGCCGACGAGCAUCCACUGGGCGGUUCCCAUCGCGUUCGGCAUACCCUUUGGCUUCGGCAACACCAUCGUCUUCAUUUACGGCUCUAACUACCUCGCCGGUGCCUACGGAAUCUUCGCGGCUAGCGCGCUGUCCGGCAACGCCUUUAUCCGCAGCGUCAUCGGCGGCACGCUGCCGCUCGCAGGGCCGACCAUGUACGCCACGCUGACGCCGCGCUGGGCUGGCACCGUGCUCGGAGUCGCAGAGAUUAUCAUGAUCCCGAUACCGUUUGUAUUUUGGCGGUACGGAGGUCGGAUUCGCGCAAAGAGCAGACUCAUCCGCCAGUUGCGUGAGGAUCAGGCGCGCAUGGACAGCAAGAGGGCCAGGGCGGCGGCGAAGAUGCAGGCAAGGCGGCAGAGGGACGAGAAGUCGUUGGGGGAUGAGACGGUCAUUGUACAGGAGAAGAGCAGCUGA